AUGCCCCCCGCUCAUCGUGGCCCGACCGGCUCUCCAAUGGACCGCUGGACGGACGCAUCGCCCAGCGCCAUCUCGAGCGGCUUUCAGACCGCCAUGUCGCUCGGACCUCAGCCACGCCUCAACUUCGACAUGCCGCCUUCCGGGCUCAACACAUCCGCAGCCAGCUUCAACACGGACGAAGAAGACGAAGAUGAAGACGAAGAUGAUGCCGAUGCGCCGGCGAAGAAGGCGGACGGAAAGUCAGCCAAAAGCAAGAAGGGUGCCGCUGCAGCCAAGUCCAAGGAUGCCAAAGCCGCACAGCACCGCAAGGAGCAGAAUCGCGCAGCUCAGCGCGAGUUCCGCCAGCGCAAGCAGCAAUACAUCCGUGCGCUCGAGGCUCGCGUAGAGCUGCUCUCGUCCGACCACGAUACGCAGGUCAAUCGGCUUCGGUAUGCGCUCCGACAUCUGCUCGCCGAGAACAACUCGCUGCGUGGCAUCGUCGGCAGCCUCGCCCACUUUAUCGGCGCGCGCAGCAUCGGCGGAUGUCUGGUCGAAGCCGGUAUGACAAGACAGAUGCUCGAAGCUACCAUGAACUCUUCCAGCGAGAAGACCAUGUCCGAAGCGUGGGCCAACUGGCCUGGUGCCGGCGAAUGCGAAAUGCUCAAACAGCUCCGCAAGGAGAGCAACAUCCCCGCCGAUGGCCUCCCCGAGAGCAAACUCGCCAACUACUUUCGCGAUGCCAAUGGAAAAGCCGCUGCCGAUAACUCGACCGACGCCGACAAGAAGAAGAGGACGGCAGAUGACGCGGCAGCCAAAGACUCGAAACGCAAGCGCAAGACCAACGACACAAGCGCCUCCCGCAACAGCAGCCCGGCAACGAACCCCGAUCCGCGCACAGGCUCUGGGCAACCAUCAGUGGCCUCCCCGCAGAGUUUGGCCUCGAACGAGAUGAAACAGCCUUGGCCGCAGCAGCAGCAACAACAACAACAGCAGCAACAGCAGAUUCCGACCGCUCUACCCAGCCAAUUCUGGCAGCCAACAGCCUUUGGAGGCUCAAUGUCCAUGCGCAACGAUGUUGAUUCCAUGUUCGCCCAAACCUUGCUCGGUGGUGGCAAUGCAGAUAUGAGCGGCCUGGCUGCCAUGACGGGCUCUCUCUUCCCCACCGACAAUCAGAGCGUCUUCUCCCCGCAACAGGCCAUGACGUUCAACAACAUACUUCCGACCCCCGGCUCCGCCAUGCCCAACGCUUCGGCCGCCGCGUCCAACUUCAACUUUCUGGGCUUUGGCGGAGUGCCCACUAUGGUUGGAGCCUCAGCUGAUUCGACCCUUGGCUCCGCACCCUUCGCAACGCAGCCGCCGCCGUCGGGCCAGAGCGACACAACGGCGAUCGUCCAGACCCCUGCUUCACCUGCUACAGGAGGUGUCGAGGGGACUGUCCUGCGCUCAGGCACUCGAGCUUCACCAGAGCAGAUCCGUAAUUUACGCCGCCGCGGCGCACGUGCAAUUGCCCAGGUGAACCGGAUCUGGGCUCAGCGCGGCGCCAACAACUUCCUCAACCUGCCCGUCCAGUACCCGCUCGACGAACAAGAUCUAAAGUUCCUCGAGCAGCAGGAAGCCACCAAUCCGCACAUUAAGAUCGCAUACAUGCGUCUACCCAACGAGUGGGACGAAGGUGACAUUGCAGGAGGCAACGCGAGCGGCUCACCCGACGGCUCGCAGACCAAGACGAAGACGAGGUACGAUAUCGAGAAGCAGGCCGAAUACUUCCUCCAGAUCUCGUACCAUCUGCACAACCACAGCCUCAACCCGAGCUAUAGCUUGCCGCCGUCGCUGCGGCCGACAGCUCUGCAGCAGUCGACUCCACACGACCAUGCGAUCGAUUUGUUGCCCAACGCGCCGCUGCGCGACAAGCUGAUCCAGAACCCGGGGCUCGAGACGCACAAAGUGACGAUCGACGUCAUCCGCUUCCUCUCGCCCAGCGAUGGCGACAUGAACAUCGAGCGCAACUGGGUGCUGACGCUGCCGUUCUUCGUGCGAUACCCGCAGCUGGCGGAUCCGGCCAUGGUGGCGAAUAUGAACCGGCAGAGGGCCAUGCGUGGCGAGAAGGAGGUCACCAUCGACGACAUCUGGAGAGAGCACCGCGCGUUCACCGAGUACACCCAGGCGAGGCUCAAAGAGAUCAGCUAG
Molecule: messenger RNA, 2166 nt
Organism: Moesziomyces antarcticus
Lineage: Eukaryota; Fungi; Basidiomycota; Ustilaginomycetes; Ustilaginales; Ustilaginaceae
Exons: 1
Coding region: 1-2166 (721 amino acids)
Biological process (GO): regulation of DNA-templated transcription
Molecular function (GO): DNA-binding transcription factor activity
Source: RefSeq, a predicted model, not a curated record